Messenger RNA from Caenorhabditis remanei, 378 nucleotides. RefSeq lists its product as uncharacterized. Gene Ontology annotation, molecular function: protein binding. The record is from RefSeq and is a predicted model, not a curated record. Bases 1 to 378 code for a protein of 125 amino acids. The transcript has a single exon. NCBI's taxonomy places the organism in Eukaryota, Metazoa, Nematoda, Chromadorea, Rhabditida, Rhabditidae.
AUGGAUGAAAUUCCGAUUGGAGAUGUUUCUUACGAAGAUUUCGCACUACUUCUCAGCACUUUCUAUCCGAAUCCAGUAUUCCCAACUGACAGAACUGUCGAGAAACUUCUGGAAAUGGGUCGCCGUUUUCUGGUUCCAUUCGUCAUAAAAGUCACAGAACAACUUUAUCUAAUUAGCAAUAAUUCAUUAAUCGAAAAUGAAAAGAUGAUGCAGUUGGCUGACGAAUAUGGAAUGUCGAAACUUCUCGAGAAGUGUGUUCGUAAAAUAAAUACAGUAGAAGACGCGAAAAAAUUGAAGAAAUCGGAGGAAUAUAAAAAGUUAUCGGAUGCGACUAAGUCGAAAGUGUACGAACGUAUCAAGGAUUUCAUUUGGUCUUAA